Molecule: messenger RNA, 13696 nt
Organism: Corticium candelabrum
Lineage: Eukaryota; Metazoa; Porifera; Homoscleromorpha; Homosclerophorida; Plakinidae
Exons: 33
Coding region: 20-13483 (4487 amino acids)
Molecular function (GO): ATP hydrolysis activity; ubiquitin-protein transferase activity; protein binding
Source: RefSeq, a predicted model, not a curated record
UCGGCGUGCUAUCAGUGACAUGCUAUCGUUGUUGCAGUACUCAGCUGUUAUAGAGACUAUUGUCAGUGUGUGCGAACAGUAUGAGAUGAGCAAGUGCUUGUGUGAUUCUGUAUUGAGGCAACUGACAGAGGUUGGAGAACAGCUGAAAGAUUCAUCUCACAUGAAUCAAUUGACUACAGGUGAAAGUAGCCAACUGAAAAGUAGACUAGAUGCGCUACUAUUGAACACAGCAGUUGACAAGUUGCACCUCUUUGAUGCAGUGCAACAAAGUGAAGAGUUUUUUGUGUUUAUUCGAGACAACAAAUUUUAUGCCAAGGAAGGAAAAAGCAGCUUUUUUCAACAGGUUGGGUUGAUAACUAACCAGCUGCAGGAUCAGGAAUACAAUGAAACAGUUCUCAGUCAUCUCCGUAUCGCAUUUCAAUGCAUAGUACCAUUUACAGAUCCUAACAUAACAUUUGUAGAUCUUCUCAAUAAGCUGAGAAGUGACGAAAUUUUCAAUUUGGGGAAUUGGAUUUAUCCUAUACAAACAGUCAACAGCAAUAUUACUACCAUUAAGAUGUGGUUCUCAAAAUCUGAGGGCGACACUAUUGAAAAUGUUACGCGAGAUCUGGAAGCAAUUCUUGCUUCUGGGUUGUAUGAAUUUGCUCUUGGUCUAACUGAUGGGAGACAGGAUGGGAUUUCAGUGACUGCUGACAUUGUUGACAAAUGUCAGUUGACACUAGUAUACACAUUAGAAACAAAAUGUGUUCCUCAGCGACCCGUGUUGGCUGGACAAAGAUCCCUAGGAGGCAAUGGUGAUGCAAUGACAUCUUUGCUAAUCUCUCAAGAGCUCCCUGUUAUUGAACCAGAACAGAAUUUAAGUGAACAGGUAAAAGAUGUUGAACGAAGAAUUUUUGGUCACAGACAACUUUCAGUUGCUACAGUUCAGGCUGAAAUGGUUGAUGUGAAGGCAGCACAACAUCACUUAUUUGGUGAAGAAUUGGAUGAUUUUGUGCGCAAGCUAGGCUUUAUGCAGGGUGAACGUGGAGAUCAGCAACAGUUAAAAAUCAAAGAAUUUUUGAGAAAAAAUGAUUUAAUGCAGGAAAUGUUUGAAAUCUGCUCCAAACUUCACAGACUAGGCCAUCCACAGUAUCGAUGCAAGCAGCUCCGUCAUUUAGUGGCUACUUCUGUUGAAGAUACAGAAAAGAAAGUGAAAGAUUAUGGCUGUGAUCUAAAGAUAUGGCAAGGAAAUAUUUAUGACAUGCAGAGGGCUUAUAGAGAGCUACUCUUUUUUAGUGUCCAACGAACCCUUGCAUUGGCUAAAGCUCUGAUUCAUGAGAACUUCCAUGAAGUUGCCAACAUAGUUUCUGCUCUUUUUAGCAGCAGUCAAGAUGCAAUUGCUGUUGUUGAAACUGCAGUCUGUAAAUGUUAUGACAGUGUAAAACGUCGAAUUCCUUCAUUAACAUCAAGCAGACAGGUCCUAGUGCCACCUUUUGAGCUAUGUGGAAAAUUUUUGGAGGCAUUAGUGAAAGACAAGACAGUUGUUUGUUAUUUGUACCCUAGUCGUAGAAUGUUACCUGGAAGUACGACACCAAAAGGACACAUGGUUCAUGUAGCUUGCUCUUGUAGUCCUGAUCAAGUCUUUCGACUUUUGCUGCAUAUUUAUGGUGGACUUCCAGAGUCUUUUGAAAUGAUGCGAUGCUCAUCAGCUACUUCAACAGAAGAACUCGAACUCUUUCUUCAAAGGACUAUCAUGAUCCAAUACAGAACAUAUGUAUUAGUGAAUGUGAAUCAAUUGAAUACUGCUCUACAAGAACGUAUUCUCAGAUUUCAGCUGGAUUCAUCAACAAGCCAAUCGAUACGAAUGCACUACAUCAUGACUGGACCAUCUAUUUUUCACUCUGCACCCUGGAUCAAAGUAAAGCAAUACAAAGACAACAAACCUAGACUUUCUCAAACUGAGAUAGAUGAAAUGUGCAAGAAGAAAAUACUAGGAGACACUGGUAUUAAAGAAAUUCAGUUGGUCUAUGGACGAGCUGGUGAUGGAAAGUCUCACUACAUCAAGAAGCAGAUGAAUGCUGCUGCUGGUGAUACAUGUACUAUUGCUGUACAUGAAGCAUUCAGUUUAUGUGGAGCAAUCAAGAAGUUGCAGAAUAUGACACUGAAGCAUAGUAACUGUAUUUACUUUAAUGUUACAAUUUCACUACCUAGUAACAUGCAAGGUGCAGAAGCCUAUCAAUAUCAGAGUGUUAUGAACACAUUUUCUUGGUUCUUAUUUGACUUGUUUGGAUUAGGGUUUGUACAGGACCCAGUCACUGGCCACUCAUAUAGAUUGAGAGCUAAGAGAGACUGGAUGGUAUAUAUUGAGGUUCCUUCAAUUUCAGAUCAAGAUGAAGCAAAGGCUGCUCUGAAUUUGUUUUAUGACUAUGUACCGUGUCUAAAAUACAUUGGUACUGAACAUCAUAUUGCUGCUAUAGAUCCGUUAGAUGUUGAUGAUGACAUACAGUUGGUAUGUAAGUAUCUCAGAGCUCUCAGAGCUCUUGGAGACCCAGAGUAUUCCAUCAAUAGGCGAUGCACGGGUGACAAAGAGGUAAAAAUUUCUCGUGAUCCUGAUUUGCCACAGCACCAAUGUCAGGAAAUUCUUCUUAGAGAGAUGGGUGACCAUGUGAGAGAUCGCAAGAUUAUGCAACAACUUUUUGUGAAGUACAUGAAAAGACGUUGUGAUGUACUUGAGAAUUUUCCAGGAUUCAAUUUCAACACUGGAAUGGGGGAAUAUAUAGAUCAGAGCCAUACCACUGAUACAACAAAACUGGGCUCUACGUUGUUAUCAACAAUGCUGAAAGAGGUGAAUAGUUUCUGCCAUCCUGACAUCCAAGAAGAUUGGAAGCACCACCCUCAUCAGCAGCUUGUGUAUGAUUUUAAGAGCGAAUCAGCCAGUUUUCUGUUUUUGUCACUCGAUCCUACCAAACUACAUCCUGAUGACCGUGAAAAGUUGGAGAUUAUCGGUGUUGAAAUACCCUCGGUACGACAGCUGAAUGAUCGUACAUUGUUAGAUAGGUACCUUUCAAGUGCUUUGGAUGUUAACUUAGAGCUAAUUCAAGCUCCUGAUGGUUCCAAACAGUAUCGGCUAUCAGCAAUAGACAAUGAGAAAUAUGUCCUGACAGUAGACUAUGCAGUAAAGAUGCUUAAUAUUCAUGAAAGAAGAAUGUGUGGUGUGCCAGUAGUGAUUGAAGGAGAAACUGGAGUUGGGAAAACAGCAUUGGUCCAAAUGUUGUCUGUUUUGUGGAAUCAGUCACUAAAGAGGUCUCGUUAUUUUGCUCUUCAACGAGUUUCUGAACUGCUGCAGACAAGAGCAGGCGCAGGGCCUCUGCCUGAUGAUUUUGAUUCUCAUCUUGGAGCAGAAGACGUGGAUGCAGCAUUUCGUGUUGCACUUUGUAUCAACACAGGACGAAUUCCUGUUCCAGCAGAUGUCAGAAAGGUGUGUACAGUGUACUGGCAAGAUAUUAGAAAGACACUUCUAGAUGCUGUUAUGGAGCCAUCCAUGUAUAUAUUGGAUAUUAGCAGAACUCUGAUUGAGAAGGCUAUGAAUGAAGACAGCGCAGUCACUACUGCAAAACUCUUGGAAGCCUUUCUUACCGUCAAAUCAUUGGAUACAUUUUUCAAGUUAAAUAUUCAUGCUGCUUUGACUCCAGAGGAUAUCACAAACUUUUUCCACCCUAAAUUUCAGGAAGCAAAUAUGUUGUUACAGCUGACCACAGAACGUGGUGGACUGCAUCCACCAACGGUUGUUAUCUUCUUAGAUGAAAUCAACACAUCUUCAUGCAUGGGGCUUUUCAAAGAAUUGCUUGUUGAUAGGAGUUUGGAUGGAGAGCCAAUUCCUUCUAAUGUCUUUGUAAUUGCUGCAUGUAAUCCACACCGUGGAAGCAGUGCAGCCAUACGGAGUUGCUCUCAACAGAAUGACUGGGUGUUAGGAUCAUACUAUGUACGUCCACUUCCACCAACACUCCAGUUUCUUACUUGGGAUUAUGGAGCACUGGAUUAUAGUCAAGAACGUGAUUACAUUCAGGAGAAAAUUGCUAUGAACAGAGGAGAGUUUGAUGUUAGUCUUCAGGCAAUGCAGCACACAAGUCUUAUUGCUGAGUGUCAAUUCAUGAUGCGGGAGUUUGCAUAUGAACAGUUGCGCCAAGUUGGCUUUCCUCAUCGUGAAGCAGCAUUGAGAGCUAAGAGUUGUGUUAGCCAGCGAGACAUCCAACGUGUAUUUGCCUUGACUUCUUACUUUGAACAAUCAUAUCAUAAAGACUUUCCAACUCUACCGGAUGACCAGAUUGCCCGUCGUGCUGUCUUGCUAUCACUAGGGAUUAUUUACUAUCUUCGCUUGGAUGAAAAGUAUAGGAAACAGUUCUCAAGAAAACUGCAAUCUAUUGAAGCUGGAACAAGGAAUGAUUCAUUUGAGGAUGUCUUCAGAAAUGAGAUAGACUUUUAUGUUGAAAAGAUGCAUAUUCCUGUUGGAAUUGCUAAAACGAGGACUCUGAAAGAGAAUCUCUUUGCGACUGUGGUUUGCACAUCUUGUCGUUUGCCACUAAUUAUUGUAGGAGCACCAGGAUCAUCCAAAACACUUUCUUUCAACUUAACUUUAGCAAACUUGAAAGGUGCCGAGUCCAAGAAGUCUUUCUUUCAUGAUACAAAGCGUUUUCCUGCUUUAGAUGCUUAUCAUUAUCAAUGCUCAAGACGUUCCACGUCUCUUGAGAUUGAGAAUGUUUUUAAAAGGGCAAUUAAACGGCAGCAAAGUCACAGUAGUGCUAGGCUUCCAAUUAACUGUGUUGUGUUUAUGGAUGAAGCUGGUUUACCAGAAGAAAGCCAUGAGUCUCUAAAGGUGCUGCAUUAUUAUCUGGAUGAUCCACAAGUGUCUUUUGUUGCUAUUACAAAUCACAUUCUUGAUGCUGCUAAAUCUAAUCGAGCUGUUAACUUAUUUAGACCUCAAGCAGAUGAAGAAGAUCUCAAGACGCUUGCUCGAGGUUGUCUUUGCACCAAUCCUGCCAACCCAUCACCAGAGCUACGUAAUAUUGUCAAUGCUGUUGAUAAAUUCUGCUCUGCAUAUGCAAGUCUUAUGCAAGACAAGGACUUUGAGAAGUUCUUUGGUUUGCGAGACUUUAUCCACUUCAUAAGUUACAUUCGACGCCAUCGAGGUACUUCAACUGAACUAACUGCUGAUUUAGUUCUGAAGGCACUUGAACGAAACUUUAAUGGUGUAGCUCAAGAAAAGUUUAAGUGGAUUGCUGAUACCUUUUUGUUGAAGCUAAAGUGUCCUUUAGAUACAGCCAAGCAACGAAAUACUGUGGAAGUCCUCCAGGAGAGUCUUGCAGAUCUUAGCUUGGCUCAGUCUGGAGACAAUGACGGUGUUGAAGCAGAAGUACGUUACAAACUGAUAAUUGACACAAGUGAUGAUGAUUCUAUGACACGUCUGUUGUUCAUGUAUGGUGUAUUGGACCAAUCUUCUACUCGUACAUUUACAUGCAGUGAUUUUCCCGAUGAUGGUGACAUUCAGAAAGUUCAUAUUAUAUCUGCCAUUAAGCAUGCUGCUUUGGAAGGUCGAACUGUUAUUCUUAGGCAGACCGAUGAUAUCAAUGAAAGCUUUUAUGAUCUCUUCAAUCAACACUUUAGAAGAAUUGAUGAUCCCAACUUCAAAGAGGGUCGGCGUUAUUACGCAAAUAUUGCCAUUGGUUCCCACUCAAAACCAUGCAGGGUUGAUCCUAAAUUUCAAUGCAUUGUGCACAUGCAGCAGUGUGAAGUCAGGGAUGCUCCUGCUCCAUUUCUCAAUCGAUUUGAAAAGUUUUUAGUGUCUCAAAAUAACUUUCUACAGAUUGCACUAGAUGCAUUACCUGUGGGAAUUAGCAAAAUCAUAGCUAUAGCCAAGGAGAAAGGUGAAGCCUUUCAGAGAACUAUAGGAGAACAGAACUUUUAUGGUGCUGAGCAACAUACUCUACAGUCACUCUUUCUAGAACUUCUACCACCACCGAAUCCCAAACAAGACAGAAACAGUUUUUGCGUACGAUUAGCAACUGUUGUUAAACAGGAAGCUAUUGCAGUUGAAUGUCAAGGUGUUCAUGAUGGAGAUAAUGAUGAUGAAGAAGAGGAUUCAUACAGUCCUUUGGAUGAGAACGAGUGGAAUCAGCAUGCUGCCACAAUCAUUAGUGACUUAGAAGAUGCACUCAGAGAAUUACUGGGAUUUCGAUUUUUGAAACGAAGAGUGGAAGAGCGUGUGUUUCAAGCAGAAGCUGUUGUUUCAGCAACUUUAAAACACUUUGAUGAACACGAUGGAACUGCAUGCCAGCAAGAACUGUUCAAAGACAGCAAGAAAAUAACAGUGUGGCUUGCCAAGGGCAUUCUGAAUUUGACAGAAUUUCCAAGAGGUGCUCACCCAGCUAAAUCUUUAGCUGACAAUUGGCAAUCUGUUGUGGCAACACGACAGGAAAGUUUUGCUAUUGCUUUACUAGUGCAGUGGACGGUAUUUCAUGUUUGCAAUAGUCUCUUGAAAAUUGCAGCACCAGAAGGUCUUAUUAUGAAGUGUGAGCACAUUCCACAACAGUACGUGCUAGAGUAUUUGAAUGAACAGCCACAUUUUAGUCUCAAGGACGUGGUGUCAUACAUAUACAGGGACAUGGCUGUUGGUAGUCAGCAAGCUGCAUCUAAAGUAAUAUGCUUUACAAGAACAACCUCUGUAGUGCAUAGUUUACCUCUUAGCUAUCCUGUAAAUGCAUUAACAAGCACUGAUAGUCAUUCUAUUAGAAUGGUGGAACAACUGCUUCCUGGUAAUUUGACGUCAGGUCUGAUGAUGUUGAAACUUGAAAGUAUUCGAACAUUAGAAUCAUUUACAAAUAUUCUGGAGGAGUUUAUUGAGAGUGACACUACACGUCUGUUGCUAGUCAUUGCUAACAUGAAGAGCUGUUCUAAGAGAAGGAUUAAUCAUGUGCGUUCAAUGAUAGAAGAGUGUGAGGAGGGAAACAUUAGGAAGCACUUUAUUCUCUUGCUUCACUUUCCUUCAAGUAUGGGUUUUUCUCAGCCGUGCUACCCAACACUCUUUCUCUAUGGGUGGGAACAUUUGUACCUCGAUAGCAUCUCUAUGAGUGAACAAUCAGAUCCCAUUGACUUACGCCACUGGAUGCAAAUAUUGUGUAAUUUAACUAGGGGCCAAAAUGACUUAAUUGCAAUACAACUGAACCAAUUUUCGAAACAGCUACGAGAAGGGCUGGUGCAUCUUUUACCAUUGGCAAUUGAUGUGGCGACAUCUCGAGUUUUAUUUGGAGGCAAUGACCUAUUCCACCUGAAUAGGAAAAUGGAUGCAAGAAAGAGAGCAGAAACACUGCUGCAGUUAUUGAAUAAGCUACCUGCUCUUUCAGAGGUCCUUUGUGAAAAGUUUGCUAAUGCUUGGGACAUUAAUGCCAUUUCAGAGCAACUGAUGAAAUCAGCUCAUUCUCAGCUUGAGCAAAAUUCUUGCUUAACAGUAUCCGAACGUAUUCAAGACAGAUUUAGAACUCUUUUUUAUAACUAUGUGUCACUGUUUCUUUACCAGCUUAAUAGAGACUAUAAUGUGGAGAUUCUCUUUGGGCCAUUUGACUCGGCUAAUGAAGAAGUUGCAAUAAAGGACUUGUUUGUAGAAAUUGUUAAAAUUUUGCCUGUUCCUCAGCUGAAUGAGCUACGUUUUCAAAACCAUACUUUUGAUGCUCGGCAGUCAAUUCGUCAUAUACAUCAGAAACCUUCAUUUCCGUUCUUUUGCCUUGUUGCACAAGAAAUUGACCAAGCUCUUGAUGAUGUGUUGGUUGAAAUUAAUGAGGAAGUUGCUUCAAGUUUGAAUGAUAUACAAACAAAUGAAUACGCAACAACAAGGACACAAAAACAGUUGAAGCAAAUUAGACUAUUCGAUAUUGAAGACAGAGCAGCGAGUAGUUUGUUGCAGUUGUUGAAAACAACAGAUGAUGUAGAUAACAAUAGCCUUUCUGUUGCUCGACGGGCUUGCCAAGCAGUUGAUACCAACGAGUCAUUGUGGGAACGAUAUUUAGCUGAUUUUGCUCGUGUAAAAUUGCACUGCCAUCUCGGACAACACAAAAGCCAGGAACAUCGUCUACUGAGUGCAUGGCUUGGUUGCUUACAAACUUACUCUCCAAAACAACGAAUCGUGGUACUCCACAUCAUUGCUCGGCUACGUCCAAAAAGCAUUCGUUCUACAGUUGCUGUGUUGCGCCCUCUUGAAUCACUAGAAGUUCUACAUCCAGACAUUAUACCAUCUGAUAUUAGUAUUAUGACAGAAUCAGGACAAGAUCUUGAAGGGCAACUGUAUCCGUACGUCAUCAAGGUUAUGUACAGCUACCUGGAGAAUAUGGUUCAAGCCCCAUUGUCUGAGACACUGUUCAUCCAGUGGUGUGAUGUUUACCAAAACCUGAAUGCCAGCUUGCCAGGUAUGAGACUCUAUCAGUUGAAAGUAGUAGACAUCAAAUCAAAACUUCAAGCCAUUCAUGUGGUAUUUGUUUUCAUGAGGGCACUGAAUUUUGACAAGUCUGUUUGUGCUGUUGGACUGAAGCUGGCACGCGAGGUGUGUGCAACAUGCAAUGCUCAAACAGAAAGUGUGCGCACUGUAUAUUCUGAUGUGCAGAGCUUAGCUCUUGGCAGUGUAACAGAAAUUGGUCUAUGUCGUUUGCGUGAAGCAUUUGGGGUUGACUUAGGAGAGGCUCCUGUACCUGGCGUAGUUGAUGAUUUUGUAAAUGCGAGUGCUGCUUUUGUGGAGGAUGUCUUAACUUUCUAUUUUCCUUCUCUUCCUCGUGGCACUAGUCUGUUCUGUUCAUUGCCUGACUGCCAUUGGUUAAUGACCAUGAUCAAUAGACAAGACCAUUGGUCUGUGGAUGUAGUGGAAUCGUCUCAAGACUCAUUCAGUUUUGUGCGUCGAUCACUGUCUAGAGAAGAGUCAGUCAAAGCCACUGAUUGCAUUCCCGUGGGAAUGUUGCACUUUAAAGUUGCACAAUACUGCUUGAUGCAAGCUCUCCAGAUUGAUUUUGACCACAAGAUAGGUUUUAGCUCGGCUAUUCGACACAUGGUUGGUGAAGUGCUUUGUGAGCAAUCUAAUGGAAGUGACAUGAAGCCUUUUAUUCCUGCAUGCUAUCCUGAAAGAUUGAGAAAAACUAAGUCAUGUCUUCAGUGUCCUCUUGCUUCUGUGUAUUUCCAUUGCUGCUUGAAACAAUUAAAGUCAAAGUUUGGUGAUGCUGAUUUGUCACAUUUGCUUCGACUUAUAGAGCAGUAUGAUGCGGAGAUUCAUACAGCUGACAAGCAUGAUCUUGCUGUUCUGCAAGUAGAACGUCAAGCUGUUACUCAGGUGUUCAUCAGAAAGUUUUCUGAGUUGUUUGAUCCAGAAUCCAUAGAACAGGCUAAACCUCUUUUCAACAAUUAUGUCAUCAGACAAGUUAAUCAAUUGUUUGGUGACCCAGCUUGGGGGGGUGGAGAAACUGGAGGCCACAUCUUCGUAUUUCUUCAUUACUUGUCACAACGUCUAAUGAGCACAAGGAGUUUAAUCAGCAUCUUCUCUGAUCGAUAUAAUUCACUGUUUACAUCAUUUCCAUGGAUGCAACGUUUGUUCAAUGAUCUUAAGGAGAAGCCAAGUGUCCAGCCUCACUUGUUUCCAUUUAUGGAGAAUGACAGUUCCAAUCAAACUUACCAAUCAUUUCUGUACAAACAAGUUUCUCUCUUUGUUAUUGCCAUAGCUCAGGCUGCAUUAGGAAGAAACAACAAGGCAGAGGCAGCAGCUGUAGAUGCUUUGUGUGACUUUUGCAGAACCGAAGCAUGUAAGGGUGAAGGCUACAGUUCACACUUGCGUAUGAUGGUAUGGCUUGCCGUUUACUACCACAUGUAUGAACAGAAGAUCCAAAGCAAUCGUCUAUUUGAAGCAGUGUUUACACUUGACUGCAUUGGUUUGAAUCAACAACAGUGUCAACUGUUGGCGUGCUUUGUUGCACCAGAACAAAUGGUGCGUUGCCCUGAGCCUUUGAAUCCAAUUAAUGCAGAUGAACAGAGACUUGAGCUACAUGGAACUGGUGUAAGACGAUGUACAGACCGAAGAUCUGAGAAAAUAGAAGAAACAGAUCCUAUUUGGGAUCUUUUUUGUUUAUCUAAUGUUGAUACACAAGAUGCGUCUGAUGUUGAUCUUCGAAGAGCACUUGUUCUUCUUGCUGCAGUUGUUUUGGGCCUUCCAGCACGUUCCACUCAUCUUUGGACUCACGUGUUUGAACCAGGACGUCUUGAGGGAACAUUUGUCACCGGCAAUUUGUAUUCUAAUGCUGUGAAACGUGAAGGUCUUUUGUAUGAUUGUGGCUGUGAGCUGACUGCAGAUGGUGACUAUGGACGAGCUGAUUACAGUGCUCAUGCUCUCAGAGGGACUCUCAAUCUUCAUUCUUUGUAUCUACUACUGUGGGUCAAUUUUGGCGGAUUUUGUCUGUCACUGUUAACUCAACGUGAUGCUCAAAAUGCAUUGAAAGGUGGUGUGAUAUCCGACUGGCAGUCUGUGCGUCACUACUGCCUUUCGCAACUGAAAACAAUGUGGAUGCUAAUGAGAGACAAUUUGAGUUUCUCAGAUGAAGAGAGGACAUUGUUUGUCACAACAGCAUUGCAUAAUUUUUUUGAUGUAGCACAAAGGACUCAUUCACCACUUCGUGGUGCCAUUUUUAAAACUCCAGAGGAUCUGGACUGUUAUGAGAAGUCAUUUCAUAUUGAAGUCUUUCAGCCAACAUUGCAAAGUUUUGAAGACAAGACUAUUAUAGAUGAGAAGAUUUGGCAACGACAUUCUCUUCUGACAUCUCUAAGAGCAUUUUCAGCUACUUACCCUUUUGAGCCUACAUAUAAAGACUUCUUGCACAGUCUUGAAUAUGUGCAGGGGGCUGGCAACACAAGCGCGUGUCAUGAGUUGUCUGUGUUGUGCAAAUUUGCAAGAGAAAAGCAACGUUUACGGAUAGGUGGACUGUUGCUGCCAGAUUUAGUUGAGUUUUAUGUGUGGUUACACCAACAGCUUUCACACUUGAUGACGAUGAAUCAGGCUCUUGAACUGUCUGUUGGUGAUGUUGUUGAACGACUCGCUAAUCGCUACAGCAAAGGUUAUGCAGACUACAUUCGAAGGCUCUUUUCAAGAGUCCAAGAGAGUUACAAUAAAUAUGUCAAACUGAGUGGAGGUGUUAUUGGUCAUGGAGCGUGCUUGCGUGUGCACAAAAACAAUGAGCUCCAGCCAAUCAACAGCAAGAGCACUAAACUGGCACAAUUGCUGAGUGAGAGUGAAGAAGAAGGAGACUGUCCUGAUGCUCUCUUUGUUGUUAUCAGAGCUUUGGUGACUGCCCAAAAUGAUUUUGUGCAGGCAGUGAUGACUGAUAACAGCAUUCACACAAGUAAUACAGCAACUCUAUCAAGAAAGUUUCUGUCUGCUAAUGAGGGUGAAGUCAGUGCUCUCGAAUUGGGAUGGCAUAACUGUUUGAUGGGAGACAUUACUCCAGAAGAAUUGCAACCAUACUUGAAGAGAGAAAUAGAAUCACUGGGUGAUCAACCUGGACUUGAGUUAAUGAAGAUUGUCUCUAGGCAUCACAUGUAUGUGCCUGGUGCUGGCAUCACUCAACAAACUGGAGUGGUUGCUGCAGACUUGACUGCUAGCUUUUUGGCAAAAUACUCCUUUAAAGCAAGCACCAUGUUUGAGUUUCACAGGCUGCAGCAAGAUAUUGUGACCCAGUUUAUUGCUGGCAAACCAUUUAUUAUUGAUCCAGGACAAAUCCGCAUUGUUUUUCGCUAUCGUCAACAGCAUGCUGUGCUGUUGCAUUCAUCUCUUAGGUUAUCUGACCAUGCUGAAGCACACGUUGACUUACCAACUUUAGAACUUGAACUCCAAACUCAGUUUAAGUGGGAUCUGUCUGCUGCUCAGAGAAAAGAACUAGACAUUAUUUUUCAUAAUUUGAAGUAUAGAGAUUUUGUUGAUUUGAUGAAAGCUCUCAGGGCUGUUGCUGGUCACCUUUGCCAGGCUGUGAUGGAGAUUCAGUCUGCUGGCACAGAACUGAGAGAGAGAUGUGAAGAGUUGAGAUGUCAUACUGUGUCUGAUUUCUUAUUAUGUGUGUACAAUGAGCCUGCAUGGAGUGAGGAACUGGGGACAAGAAUUGGCUUCCCACACAACCUUGCUGAUCGCCAACGUGAAAUGUUGCUUGAAUUGCAUUUGUCGUAUCUUUAUGAAACACUUGCUGUGUUCCACUCAAAGUUGUGUGACGGAGAGUAUGAGUUUGCCCAUUUGCCAUUGUCUUUGAAGACUCCACUAUCAGACUUGAGAGUAAAAGCCAUCAACGACCUACCAGCAGCGUAUGCAGAGAGGGGUGAACAGUCAUCAAUUGUACAAAGCCUUCGGCAAUUUGAUCAGACACUUCAUCACUCAGAACGGUUUCUUGAGCAGGAGGCUAAGAAAAGUAUUAGUGCUUUUUUGGUUGACAAUAAGUUUUAUGAUGCCAGCGACCUUCCUAUUUGUUGUCUGCCAGAAGACAUCAAAGUGGAGCAUUAUAUGCAUCUCAGGCUGACUAUACAAAAAGUUUUAUAUAAACUUCUUGCAAGACCCAGUGUGUCUUUUGCGUCUUCAGAGAGUCAUCAUUGGACUGAUGUUGUCAUUUCACUUGUGGAUGAGUUUCCUCAACUGUUUCAACAACUCAGAUCUGAACCAUCACUACUCUCACAGCUGCCAGUGUAUAAGCUUGGUGGGGAAGGCGGAUUGCAUCAUCCUCUGUGGUUUGAAAAGGCAUCAGGCAAAGGGCUAGAGGAGGACUACGUCUUACCUGAUGGCAGUGAUGGUGAUGAAGACAACGAUGAAAGCGAGUUUGAUCGUGUUGAAGAAAACAAUGAUUUUUUUGUUUUCAAUACUGACGAUCCUUCAUUGCCACCCAUAUAUGUAUUACCCGAUCAAGUGCAACUUGAAACUAGGGCUGGUAAAGUGGAAGAAGGAAAGGGACCUGUAACUACUGAAGUGGCAUCCAUCCUUCUUUCUGAUGACUGGGAGACUAUUGACAAAGCAGAAGAACAGAAUAGUGUAGUGGACAGUCCACCUGUUGCUGAAACAGCAAUGGUCGACAAAGAACCAAACCUUGAGCUUCUUGAAGCAGCAUCAAAAUCAAUUACAGAAGAAUCGGUUACACCAGAAUUGGGUACAGCAGGAAGGACAGGAGCAGUGGAUUUGAGCCAAUUGUUAGAGAUGUGCAGUCCAGAUCAAAAACAGAGUAUUCAACAACAGCUGCUUCGUGAAGCAGGGAAAGACUUAAGUUUUAUGUCUGUCGAUGACGUUGAGCAGUUUUUGGAAUCUAAUGGUUUUGGUCAGUAUAAGGAAUCAUUCAGGACAAACAGCAUUGACGGUGGCGACCUUCAAGAACUCCAACAUGAUGGCUUGAAAGAACUAGGAGUCAAACCACUUCAUUGCUCCAAAAUUCUGAAGCUCAUAAAACAGGAAAAGAAGAAAUAAAUACAGUACGUAGUAUACUAGUGAGACGUGUAUGUGAGACGUGUAUGUAAAUUAGAAGGGAUUUGAGCAGUUGAUCGUAGAGGGGGCAUAGUGUAGAUGAUUUUGUGCAUUGUUUGUGUUAGCUUGAACACGUACAGUGUAGUGGCGCCGAAAUGAUGAUUAAGCUGAUUUUGUCAUUAUAUCCUGGCCUUGUUAUCAAUAGGCGAUCUUGAA